This is a messenger RNA of Triplophysa rosa, 1686 nucleotides long. RefSeq names its product transportin-1-like. Gene Ontology annotation, cellular component: cytoplasm; nucleus. Gene Ontology annotation, biological process: protein import into nucleus. The record is from RefSeq and is a predicted model, not a curated record. The transcript is spliced from 11 exons. Bases 1 to 1404 code for a protein of 467 amino acids. Gene Ontology annotation, molecular function: protein binding; nuclear import signal receptor activity. Lineage: Eukaryota; Metazoa; Chordata; Actinopteri; Cypriniformes; Nemacheilidae.
AUGGCGACACGCUCUAGGUUGAAAUGUAAGGUUCUUUUUUUUGUUCCUGGUGUGUUCUUUCAGGGUGCUUUCGGAGCUCUGCAAAAGAUCUGCGAGGACUCUGCUGAGAUCCUAGACAGUGACAUGUUGGACCGCCCACUCAAUGUGAUGAUCCCAAAAUUCUUGCAGUUCUUUAAGCACAGUAGCCCCAAGAUCAGGUCACAUGCAAUUGCCUGUGUGAACCAGUUCAUCAUCAGCAGAACACAGGCCUUAAUGCUGCACAUAGAUCCUUUUAUUGAGAACCUGUUUGCAUUGGCAGGCGAUGAGGAGCCUGAAGUGAGGAAGAACGUGUGCAGAGCUUUAGUCAUGCUUUUAGAAGUUCGACUUGACCGUCUGCUUCCUCACAUGCACAACAUAAUUGAGUACAUGUUACAAAGGACGCAGGACCAGGAUGAAAAUGUCGCUCUGGAGGCUUGUGAGUUCUGGCUCACACUUGCUGAGCAACCGGUGUGUAAAGAGGUUCUGUGUGGACACCUGCCUAAGUUGAUACCAGUGCUUGUCAAUGGAAUGAAAUACUCUGAGAUUGACAUAAUCCUUCUAAAGGGUGAUGUUGAAGAAGAUGAAGCAAUCCCAGACAAUGAGCAGGACAUUCGCCCGAGGUUCCAUCGCUCGCGCACUGUUGCCCAGCAACAUGAGGGUGGAGACUCCAUUGAAGAAGAGGAGGAGGAUGACGAUGAUUUAGAUGAUGAUGAAACCAUCUCUGACUGGAAUCUAAGAAAAUGUUCCGCAGCUGCACUGGAUGUCCUGGCAAAUGUUUUCAGGGAUGAUUUGUUGUUGCAUAUUCUUCCUCUGCUGAAAGAACUGUUGUUCCAUCCAGAGUGGCUUGUUAAAGAGUCGGGCAUACUAGUGCUUGGAGCAGUUGCUGAAGGCUGUAUGCAGGGAAUGAUUCCCUACCUGCCAGAGUUGAUUCCUCAUUUGGUACUCUGUCUCUCUGAUAAGAAGGCUCUGGUUCGAUCCAUCACCUGCUGGACUCUGAGUCGGUACACGCACUGGGUGGUUAGCCAGCCUCCGGACACCUACCUCAAACCUCUCAUGACUGAACUGCUCAAGCGCAUUCUGGACAGCAACAAGCGUGUCCAAGAGGCCGCCUGCAGUGCCUUUGCAACCCUGGAGGAGGAGGCGUGCACUGAGCUGGUGCCGUAUCUCGCUUACAUUUUGGACACGUUAGUGUUUGCUUUCGGUAAAUACCAGCACAAGAACCUGCUCAUCCUCUACGAUGCCAUUGGGACUCUGGCUGACUCUGUGGGCCAUCAUCUCAAUAAACCAGAAUAUAUUCAGAUGCUGAUGCCUCCAUUGAUUCAGAAGUGGAAUCAGCUAAAAGACGAAGACAAAGACCUCUUUCCCUUACUAGAGGUAAAUAAGUGAAAGUGUAUCUUAAAGGGGUUGUAUGACACGGCUAAAACGAAUAUUGUCCUUUGUUUUAGAUGUAAUGCAAUGUGUAUACAAGAUUUAAGUUUCAAAAACGCUGUAUUUUCCACAUACCGUGCAUGUUUGUAUCUCCUCUUUGCCCCGCCUCUCUGAAACGUGCAGAUUUUUAACAAAGCUCAUGGCUCUGAAAAGCGAGGUGUGCUAUGAUUGGCCAGUUAACCAGUGCAUAGUGAUUGGUCGAAUACUGCAAGCGUGUGACGGAAGUGUAACGCCUCUUAC